Molecule: messenger RNA, 936 nt
Organism: Carlito syrichta (Philippine tarsier)
Lineage: Eukaryota; Metazoa; Chordata; Mammalia; Primates; Tarsiidae
Product: olfactory receptor 12-like
Exons: 1
Coding region: 1-936 (311 amino acids)
Biological process (GO): G protein-coupled receptor signaling pathway; sensory perception of smell
Cellular component (GO): membrane
Molecular function (GO): G protein-coupled receptor activity; odorant binding; olfactory receptor activity
Source: RefSeq, a predicted model, not a curated record
AUGAAGAGUGAGAUGAAUAGAAAUUACUCAGAGAUGACUGAGUUUGUUCUCUUGGGAUUCAGCAACUCCCCAGAGCUGCAGAUCCUCUUAUUCUUAGUGUUACUGAUGAUAUACAUGGUCACUCUGGUGGGAAAUGUCAGCAUGGACAUUGUCAUUAAGGUGGAUUCCAGACUUCACACACCUAUGUAUUUCUUCCUAAGAAAUUUAUCCUAUUUAGAUCUCUGCUAUUCCACCGUCAUUGCUCCCAAAACUUUAGCCAACCUCCUGACUGAUGAAAAGAAAAUUUCACACUAUGGCUGUGCAGCCCAAUUUUUCUUCUUUGCCCUGUUUGUCACAGCUGAAUGCUUUCUUCUGGCUGUCAUGGCAUUUGAUCGCUUCUCGGCCAUUUGCUUCCCUCUCCUUUACCCUGCACACAUGUCCCAGAAAGUCUGUGUUCAGUUGGUAACUGGAUCCUAUACCUGUGGAUGCAUCAACUCCAUGGUACAAACGGGUUUCACCUUUAGUUUGCGUUUCUGUGGAGAAAACAGACUGGACCACUUCUUCUGUGAUGUCUCAGCCCUGAUCAAGAUCUCUUGUGUUGACACUUUUGUGAAUGAAACUGUACUGUUUGUUCUCUCUGCUCUCGUCAUCAUCACCACCACAACUGUCAUUCUAGUUUCCUAUGCUUAUAUUCUCUCUACUGUCCUGAAGAUCCCCUCCACCCAUGGCAGGAGUAAGACCUUCUCCACCUGUGGCUCCCAUAUAGCGGUGGUGAGUUUAUUUUACGGAACAGUGUUCUUCAUGUAUGCCCAACCUGGGGCUAUCUCCUCACCAGAGAAAAAUAAGAUUGUAGCUGUGUUCUACACACUCCUAAUACCAAUGCUAAACCCUCUAAUAUAUAGUCUGAGAAACAGAGAUGUGAAAGAUGCUGUGAAAAUAAUAUUAUGUAGGAAAUGA